Macrosteles quadrilineatus (aster leafhopper) is the source of this 1049-nucleotide messenger RNA. RefSeq lists its product as uncharacterized. The transcript has 11 exons. The coding region runs from base 1 to 993 and encodes 330 amino acids. NCBI's taxonomy places the organism in Eukaryota, Metazoa, Arthropoda, Insecta, Hemiptera, Cicadellidae. Gene Ontology annotation, molecular function: odorant binding. The record is from RefSeq and is a predicted model, not a curated record.
AUGUCGAUUCCUUCAGGCAGAUCGUUGGCCGGACGGCCGGAUACCAAGAGGAGGCAAGACGACUCCUGCCAAACUGUGCAGUUCCGGACUGAGCGUGUGUGGGGAGGUCACGACUCCGGCCAAACUGUGCAGUUCCGGUCUCAAGGCUCGGCCUUCAGUCCGGGACGGAACGUGUAUGUGACGUCAGCGUGGUGGCCCAGCCAGUGGCAGUAUAUAUACAGGCCACGCAGACCUCUUCUGUGCCUCACUACAGCCAUGGUGUCCUCAGUGGUCGUGUUGGUUCUAGCGGUCUGCUCCUCCGUUAUCGCUUAUGACUUCCAAGAUUCCAACUUCAAUGAAAUACUAGCGGAUCAACUAGAGGACCUGGAUCUUGCUUUCUCCUUUAGACAACGCCGUGGAAUCUCGUCGGAAUCUUCAGCCAAUCCUUCUGAUAAGCUGUUUAAGUGCAAGCACCACUAUGGAAAGUCUUGUUGCGGCACUGGCAAGUGGAUGAAACAUUUUGCUCCUGGCAUAGAAGACUCUGUCAGGGAGGCUUACGGGGAGUGCUACAAAGAUUUCCAGCAAAGACUGAACGCCAGCGAAGCCAAUGCUGAAGUCUCAUUUUUCUCCUGCGAAAGCGCCAACCAGAUGAAGAUGAAAGUUAUUUGUACUGCUGAAUGCAUCGCAAAGAAAGCUGACUUGAUCAACGAAGACGGAGUUGUGAAUACGGACAAAGCAAUCAGCCACAUGGACAAGAUAGAGUAUGAAGAUUGGCAGAAACCUAUCGUAGUGGACGCCAUCACCAAGUGUGCACCGCUGGUCAAGACUGAGAAAGUUUCCACUCCCCACACUGGUGAUAUUUCAUGCAGCCUGGCAAUGAUAAGUUUCCAGCAUUGUGUAUUUGUCGAGAGUGAAAAGAACUGCCCGGAAAAUCAGAAGAAGACUGACGAGAAAUGCAAGAGACAUUUUGAGAAAUACGAAUCCAUGAAGCCAAAUGACAUAGGAAAAAUCUAGUAGUUAUUGUUUUUGAAAGAAGUGUAGUAUUAUAGAUUAGUAUUAAAACAUAUCAU